Messenger RNA from Coregonus sp. 'balchen', 36145 nucleotides. The record is from the annotation of a GenBank genome assembly. NCBI's taxonomy places the organism in Eukaryota, Metazoa, Chordata, Actinopteri, Salmoniformes, Salmonidae.
AUGGCGACGGACACCAGCUCCCCGCCACGGUUCUUCCACAUGCCGCGGUUCCAGCACCAGGCGCCACGGCAGCUCUUCUACAAGCGGCCCGACUUCGCCCAGCAGCAGGCCAUGCAGCAGCUCACCUUCGACGGCAAGCGCAUGCGUAAGGCUGUCAACCGCAAGACCAUUGACUACAACCCCUCGGUCAUCAGACACCUGGAGGUAAUGGACGUGAGAUGAAGCAUCAGUUUUAUUUUUAUUUUGUGAUCAAACUUUUGAGUUCUCUGGUGGCCCACUCAAUGAACACAUUUUUUCCAGCCACCACAGCACAGUCUGUUUCUAAAGAAACUGGACUUUGUGCACAGAGUAAUGGCAUUGCAUUGGAUAGCAGCCCAAGGCUCAACAUUAACAGUUGUCCUAUUUUCCAAGACAAGUAAAAAAAUAAAAAAUAACAAGCAAACAAGAAGAAUAUAGAUUUAAUUUGUCUGAAUGGACAAGUAAAAAAAUAAAAACUUUAUUCCGAUCAGAGGCCAACAUUGGAAUAAUAUUCAUCCAUUUUUCGUGUAGGCCUACAUAAAUAAAAAAAAGCCUGCAUGUUGAAGUGUAGGUAAUAUGCAGGUGAUAUUGGCUUAUAGCCUCAUGUCCAAACCGAUGCUGACAUGAGGGAGGUGGCAGAAAAUGUAGCCAAACUUUAAUAAGACUUUUAAUUACGUAAAUGUAGACUAAACGCCGGUCAUGUUUGACAAAUAUAAUGAAAGAUCGAAUCCUACUACACCGGCUCUGACACUCGUCAGAUGUGGCAGGGCUUGCAAACUAUCACAAAUUACAAAGGGAAACUCAGCCACGAGCUGCCCAAUGACGUGAACCUACCAGAAGAGCUGAAUGCCUUCUAUGCUCGCUUCGAGGCAAACACUGAACCAUGCAUGAGAGCACCAGCUGUUCCAGGCGACUGUGAUCAUGCUGUCCGUAGCCGAUGUUAGUCAGACCUUUAAACAGGAUAACAUUCACAAGGCCGCAGGGCCAGACGGAUUACCAGGACAUGUACUUGGAGCGUGCGCUGACCAGCUGGCAAGUGUCUUCACUGACGUUUCUCUUCCUCAAUAGUGUGCAGCGAAUUUUACUAGAUGAAAAGCCGAAAUGAGUAUGAUAUCCUGGCAUUUAAAGCAUACUACAUUUCCGAAAUGUUACAUAUUAUAAAGCUUAAUUUUUGCGCAUGCCUAAAAUGACUACCUUUUAGAAUGCAAGUAUGGGUAUUCGGACAUGGCCAGUUUCUAAUAUCCACACGCAGACAUGACCAUGAGCGCAGAGAGCUGUACUUGAGCACUCACUCCCACGUAUGUACAGUGCAUUUGGAAAGUAUUCAGAUCCCUUUACUUUUUCCACAUUUUGUUACGUUACAGCCUUAUUAAACAAUUUAUUAAAUUAUUAUAUUGCAUUUACAUAAGUAUUCAGACCCUUUACUCAGUACUUUGUUGAAGCACCUUUGGCAGCGAUUACAGCCUUGAGUCUACUUGGGUAUGACGCUUCAAGCUUGGCACACCUGUACUUCGGAAGUUUCUCCUAUUCUUCUCUGCAGAUCCUCUCAAGCUCUGUCAGGUUGGAUGGGGAGCGUCGCUGCACAGCUAUUUUCUGGUCUGUCCAGAGAUGUUCAAGUCUGGGCUCUGGCUGGGAUACUCAAGGACAUUCAGAGUUGUCCUGAAGCAACUCGUGCGUUGUCUUGUCUGUGUGCUUAGGGUCGUUGUCCUGUUGGAAGGUGAACCUUCACCCCAGUCUGAGGUCCUGAGCGCUCUGGAGCAGGUUUUCAUCAAGGAUCGCUCUGUACUUUGUUCCGUUCAUCUUUUCCUCGAUCUUGACUAGUCACCCAGUCCCUGCCGCUGAAAAACAUCCACACAGCAUGCCACCACCAUGCUUAACCGUAGGAAUGGUGCCAGGUUUCCUCCAGACGUGCCGCUUGGCAUUGAGUUGAAUCUUGGUUUCAUCAGACCAGAGAAUCUUGUUUCUCAUGGUCUGAGAGUCCUAUAGGUGCCUUUUGGCAAACCAAGCGGGCUGUCAUGUGCCUUUUACUGAGGAGUAGCUUCCAUCUGACCACUCUACUACCAUAAAGGCCUGAUUUGUUGGAGUGCUGCAGAGAUGAUUGUCCUUCUGGAAGGUUCUCCCAUCUCCACAGAGGAAUUCUGGAGCUCUGUCAGACUGACCAGUGGGUUCUUGGUCACCUCCCUGACCAAGUCCCUUCUCCCCCGAUUGCUCAGUUUGGCCAGGCGGCUAGCUCUAGGAAGAGUCUUGGUGGUUCCAAACUUCUUCCAUUUAAGAAUGAUGGAGGCCACUGUUCUUGGGGACCUUCAAUGCUGCAGACAUUUUUUGGUACCCUUCCCCAGAUCUGUGCCUCGACACAAUCCUGUCUCGGCGCUCUACGGACAAUUGCUUUGACCUCAUGGCUUGGUUUUUGUUGUGACAUGCACUGUCAACUGUGGGACCUGAUAUAGACAGGUGUGUCUUUCCAAAUAAUGUCCAUUCAAUUGAAUUUACCAAUCAAGUUAUAAAAACAUCUCAAGGAUGAUCAAUGGGAACAGGAUGCACCUGAGCUCAAUUUCGAGUCUCAUAGCAAGGAGUCUGAAUACUUAUGUAAAUAAGAUAUUUCUGUGUUAUUUUUAAUGCAUUUGAAAAAAUGUCUAAACCUGAUUUCGCUUUGUCAUUAUGAGGUAGUGUGUGUAGAUUGAUGAGACAUUUUUUAUUUAAUCCAUUGUAGAAUAAGGCUGUAACGUAACAAAAUGUGAAAAAGGUCUAGGGGUCUGAAUAUUUUCUGAAUGCAUUGUAUUUGGCUGAAAUGUAUGUGAAUGCAAAGACCUUUGUCCCUUUUUUCAUGGUUCCUUAAAUGCUUUCUUUUUCUUGACUGCAGAAUCGCUUGUGGCAGCGAGACCACAGAGAUUUCCGUGCCAUCCAACCAGAUGCAGGAUGCUACAAUGAUGUAAGUAUGGACAGAUACUAGGCUUAUAUGAUUUACAAUUAAAACAGUGAUUUUGACCUUCUGUUGUCCGUGAGCCAGUAAGAAAAUAUGUUAUCAAUGAAUCCGUGUCAGGGUGUUAGCAAGUCCCUCUUCCUGGCUAGAUUUGAUGUAUUUUGUACCCAUUUUUAGACAAUAUGCUGAAAUGUCUCUUUUUUUCUCUCAUCUCCCUUUAUUCCUCUGGCUCUUGUAGCUGGUUCCUCCUGUGGGCAUCUUGAGUAACCCCAUGAACGCAGUAACCACAAAGUUUGUCCGAACCUCCACAAACAAAGUAAAGUGCCCCGUCUUUGUCAUAAGGGUAAGUCUCUCCUCACACACUUUCCUCAUUUGUUCAGGGCAGAUUACUUGUAUCACUCUGAGACCAUGUGAAGCCCAUAGUGCAUGGGUAUCACUCAAUUCCUGGAGGGCUGUGUGUCGUCUGGUUUUUGUUAUUCCAUUUUGUGUCCAAUGAAGACCGAGACAACCAGGUGAAGGGAUUUCCUAACUAAUCACUAGACAAGUUUCCAUUGAACCGGGUUUAUUCGAUGAAAGCAAAGUCUCAAAAAACAUUGCGAAAUGUGAAAUGGAAAAGGCAGCUAUAGGAGAAAUUAUAGGAGAAAUGUUCUAAAGAUGGGCAAAGUUUGUAUCUGUUAGACGGAUGGAUUUUCUUUUGUCUAACUUUCUUUAUUGCGACAAAUGAUGGAAAGUGUUUUUCUAAAUAAAUGAUGGCAGAAUAAUUUUGAAGGUAUUUGAAGAUACGCGUGUAUCUAUAAAGCGCAAAUCACAUUUACGUAAGUAUUCAGACCAUUUACUCAGUACUUUGUUGAAGCACCUUUGGCAGCGAUUACAGUCUCAAAUCUUCUUGGGUGUGACUCAAGAAGCUUGGCACACCUGUAUUUGGGGAGUUUCUCCCACUCUUCUCUACAGAUCCUCUCAAGCUCUGUCAGGUUGGAUGGGGAGCGUUGCUGCACAGCUAUUUUCAGGUCUCUCCAGAGAUGUUUUAUCAGGUUAAUGUCUGGGCUCUGGCUGGGCCACUCAAGGACAUUCAGAGACUUGUCCCGAAGCCACUCCUGCGUAGUCUUGGCUGUGUGCUUAAGGUCGUUGUCCUGUUGGAAGGUGAACCUUCGCCCCAGUCUGAGGUCCUGAGCGAUCUGGAGCAGGUUUUCAUCAAGGAUCUCUCUGUACUUCACUCCGUUCAUCUUUCCCUUGAUCUUGACUAGUGUCCCAGUCCCUGCCGCUGAAAAACCUCCCCACAGCAUGAUGCUGCCACCACCAUGCUUCACCGUAGAGAUGGUGCCAGGUUUCCUCCAGACGUGACGCUUGGCAUUCAGGCCAAAGAGUUCAAUCUAAUCUUGGUUUCAUCUGACCAGAGAAUCUUGUUUCUCAUUGUCAGAGUCCUUUCGGUGCCUUUUGGCAAACUCCACGCGGGCAGUCAUGUGCCUUUUUAUUGAGGAGUGGCUUCCGUCUGGCCACUCUACCAUAAUCUGAUUAGUGGAGUGCUAUAGAGAUGGUUGUUCUCCCAUCUCCACAGAGGAACUCUGGAGCUUUGUCAGAGUGACCAUUGGGUUCUUGGUCACCUCCCUGACCAAGUCCCUUCUCCCCCGAUUGCUCAGUUUGGCCAAGCGGCCAGCUCUAGGAAGAAUCUAGGUGGUUCCAAACUUCUUCCAUUUCAGAAUGAUGGAGGCCACUGUGUUCUUGGACCCCUUCAAUGCUGCAGAAAUGUUCUGGUACCGUACUGUAACGUAACAAAAAGGGAAGGGGUCUGAAUACUUUCCGAAUGCACUGUAGAGCUUGAUUUAUAAGAGAAAAACAAAACCAUUUCUCUAAAUAUGCUUUGUUGCACAAUUAAACAUCAAUACACUACAUUUCAAACAAUCUGGAAUAAUCUAAUGAAGGCUUGUAAAAUUAUACGUAGGCUAAAUAUAAGCCUUGAACCAUAACACCCACUAAUCAUUUAAUUAUUUGAUCAAUAUAGUUUAACCUGCUUUUUUUCAAUAAUCACUGAUCUGGCUUUCAAGUCUGUCUACGAAAAUGCCCUUUUUACAAAUGUAAAUGGAACCGUGCACAUUGCACAUCCACUAAUAAUGACCAACUUCUGGUAGCAGGCAUUUUAGAAAACGUAUACAGGUCUCAUAAACAAUCUCUCAAGCACAAGCCCACUGCUAGUGAGUAGCCAGCUAAUCUUUAUACACUGCUCAAAAAAAUAAAGGGAACACUAAAAUAACACAUCCUAGAUCUGAAUGAAUGAAAUAAUCUUAUUAAAUACUUUUUUCUUUACAUAGUUGAAUGUGCUGACAACAAAAUCACACAAAAAUUAUCAAUGGAAAUCAAAUGUAUCUGGAUUUGGAGUCACCCUCAAAAUUAAAGUGGAAAACCACACUACAGGCUGAUCCAACUUUGAUGUAAUGUCCUUAAAACAAGUCAAAAUGAGGCUCAGUAGUGUGUGGCCUCCACGUGCCUGUAUGACCUCCCUACAACGCCUGGGCAUGCUCCUGAUGAGGUGGCGGAUGGUCUCCUGAGGGAUCUCCUCCCAGACCUGGACUAAAGGAUCCGCCAACUCCUGGACAGUCUGUGGUGCAACGUGGCGUUGGUGGAUGGAGCGAGACAUGAUGUCCCAGAUGUGCUCAAUUGGAUUCAGGUCUGGGGAACUGGCGGGCCAGUCCAUAGCAUCAAUGCCUUCCUCUUGCAGGAACUGCUGACACACUCCAGCCACAUGAGGUCUAGCAUUCUUGCAUUAGGAGGAACCCAGGGCCAACCGCACCAGCAUAUGGUCUCACAAGAGGUCUGAGGAUCUCAUCUCGGUACCUAAUGGCAGUCAGGCUACCUCUGGCGAGCACAUGGAGGGCUGUGCGGCCCCCCAAAGAAAUGCCACGCCCACCAUGACUGACCCACCGCCAAGAAGACGAGCACAGGGCGCCAGUGGCGAAUUUGCCAAUCUUGGUGUUCUCUGGCAAAUGCCAAACAUCCUGCACGGUGUUGGGCUGUGAGCACAACCCCCACCUGUGGACGUCGGGCCCUCAUACCACCCUCAUGGAGUCUGUUUCUGACCGUUUGAGCAGACACAUGCACAUUUGUGGCCUGCUGGGGGUCAUUUUGCAGGGCUCUGGCAGUGCUCCUCCUUGCACAAAGGCGGAGGUAGCGGUCCUGCUGCUGGGUUGUUGCCCUCCUACGGCCUCCUCCACGUCUCCUGAUGUACUGGCCUGUCUCCUGGUAGCGCCUCCAUGCUCUGGACACUACGCUGACAGACACAGCAAACCUUCUUGCCACAGCUCGCAUUGAUGUGCCAUCCUGGAUGAGCUGCACUACCUGAGCCACUUGUGUGGGUUGUAGACUCCGUCUCAUGCUACCACUAGAGUGAAAGCACCGCCAGCAUUCAAAAGUGACCAAAACAUCAGCCAGGAAGCAUAGGAACUGAGAAGUGGUCUGUGGUCACCACCUGCAAAACCAGUCCUUUAUUGGGGGUGUCUUGCUAAUUGCCUAUAAUUUCCACCUGUUGUCUAUUCUAUUUGCACAACAGCAUGUGAAAUUUGUCAAUAUGUGUUGCUUCCUAAGUGGACAGUUUGAUUUCACAGAAGUGUGAUUGACUUGGAGUUACAUUGUGUUGUUUAAGUGUUCCCUUUAUUUUUUUAAGCAGUGUAUUUAAAGUCUUGCCAACUUGGAUCUAUUUGCUUGCUCAAAAGGUAGAACAGUUGAACUGUUAUGAAUACACCCUCCUGUUCGUCUCCAACUGUUUGAACAACACAGCCUGUUCACUUUGUUUAGAUGUUGAAAUCAAGUGGCCAAGCUACCUGGAGAAGAAGAUGCUUAUUUCUCAGAAUGUGAACGAGUUGCUAAUCCCGUAUACAAAUGCAUUUUUUUAUGCUCAUUGUACAUUUGUAAAACACAGACUAUACAGCUAGCAUAAGUCUGUGGCUAUAAUGCUGCUAGUGAUACGUGGUGCCAAAUGCGACAAACUGAGCAUUCAUUUUCCUCAAUCAUGUUAAUUCUUGAUACUCCCGUCUUAGUAGGGACUGCUCUGUUCUAAAUGUUGGGAGUUGAGACAUAAAAAGGGUAUCGUUACAAAGGUUACGUUCUCCUCUAUUACAUGUUGGGACAUACCUUAAAUGCAAAUAGCAAGUUGAAACUGCUUGUUGUCAGAGAGGAAGAAGUGAUUUUCCGUCUCUUUUUUUUGUGAGUGGCAGGGGGAGGGGCUUAGUGUCUGUGUGUGAGUGGUAAGGUGCACAGAAGGAGCGAUGGAAACCAGACCAAAAAGACAAAGACUUAUACCUUGAUUCUUGCGAUACAGGCAUUUGGAACAUCAUGCUAAAACAUACAUUCAAAUUAAUCAAAUUAAUUUGAUAUAUCACCCAGCCCUACUUACAAUUAUUUCAGAAGAACAGGAGGGCAAGUUUUACCAUAGCACGGACCGUGGCGAUAUGUUGUCACAUGAGAAUGAUUAGAAUAUGGCAAAUAUUAGUCAAUUCUUGCAUUCUAGGGGGGGGGGGUGUCAUUACAUCCAACUGUUUUUAUCGACAACAGUUACAUGGAAAUGCACCGUAGCAGCCAAUUGUUGCAUCUAUUUUAUAUGCCAACUUUUUAAUGUUGCCAAAAAAUCGACAAUACUUUGGACAAGUUUAUGGAAACAUAGCUCAUGCCCUUAAUUGGUCAAUCAAGUACAUGGGACGAGCCAAAACCCACACACUCGGCCCACCAGGAAUUGAGUUUUCUGCAGAAUAUAAACCGGCACUUCAGAAGGUGAUUACUAAGUUCAGUCUCACUUAUCUAUUUUUGUUCCAUUUUUCAUUACCCCUUUAAUUUAUCCAACUGUUCCUCCCUUUCUCUCCUCGUCUCCUCCAUCCCUCUCCCUCGUUCAUAGUGGACUCCUGAGGGGAGGCGACUUGUCACAGGAGCCUCCAGUGGGGAGUUCACCUUGUGGAACGGACUCACCUUCAACUUUGAGACCAUCUUACAGGUAAAAAUUGAAUCCACCCUCCUACAACACUUUACAAUGAACUUAAAAAUUCAGAGAUGUUUUUGUUGUUGUUGAAAGGUGUAUUCAGCCGGCGGAGCCAAAGGUUAUGGUUAGGCAUGGGUUUGGAACCACAAGAAAUGCGGCGGUUGUAUAUCCACUGUCUUCUAGCCCCUGUGUUUUUGGUCCUGGUGCUUUCUCUGACGCUACGUCUGUCUCUCCUCUACUCCCCUCAGGCCCAUGACAGCCCCGUGCGGGCCAUGACCUGGUCUCACAACGACAUGUGGAUGCUGACGGCCGACCACGGCGGCUACGUCAAGUACUGGCAGUCCAACAUGAACAACGUCAAGAUGUUCCAGGCUCACAAGGAGGCGAUUAGAGAGGCCAGGUCUAUACACAAUCUACCAUUUUCUGUAGUUAACCCCAGCCUAUUACUGUUGUUAUUGCUGUUUCCCCUGAAAAUGAUUGAUAAAUGUACGUCUGUGCUGUCGCAACACUGCACUGAUCUUUUUUAUAUUUCUCUUAUUGCCUGUGGCUCAUGAUGAGUUGUGUAUCUUGAUUUUUUCUAUACAUAACUACUAUGUACAGAAAAGGUUGAUUUUCACGGUCUUGUUAAAUAAAGUGUUGAUCUAUAUCUAUACUCAAAAGGUAUUGACGCACGUUAAGACUACUGGUUUGCAUAGAUGAGCCCAGAGGGACAGAGUUAUACCGAAUAAAGUGGAGAGGUUGCACCUGAUGUUGGGACAUAGGGAGGUUUGAAUGUGGCGCACUUCCACAAGGGGGCAGUAUUAUCCCUCUUAUGGACCUUUGGGGAAGGCGUCUCACACACACAUAAGGUCACUCCAUCCACACACUUUGCCACGGUCCCGUGGUUGGUUUGAAGUUUUUUGAGAUGUAGGCAAACGCAUGUCUACAAUUCCCACCUUUUGGAUCCACCAAUAUUGCCACCCCCAUGUUGUCCGCCGUUGAGUUUAUCCCAGUGACAAAACCCACAUCCACAAGUGACCCCAUAGCUUCUUGAAUAAAGAUAAUUUCUGUUGAACACACAACCAAAUUGCCUCUGGGGUUAGAGUAGUUGGCUAUUACCCUUCACUUUGAAUUUCCACGCAACCCACAAGGUCGCUUUGACCACCCACCUUCCCAUCACCCCAAUUUCCCUGGUAUAUUGAAAGUUAAAGAUGCACUAUGCAGAAAUCGCUCCACCAUUGCCUCGUUGCUAAAGAUUCUAAUAGUUUGCUUAAUUGCAGUUUGUGACAAAACAAGCAAGUAUAGUGUAGAGAAUCAUUGUACCAUCUAAACCGCUGUGAAAUAUUGCAUUUUCAGCUGUUUGAAGCUUGUGUACAAAACCGAAAGUAAAAGAUGCAAAAACUAAACUUAAGAACGGGAAGCAUAGAGAUGGCACACGUUGAACAAAUCUACCGCUUCUUAGACUUGCUUUCAAUGAGUGACAGAUCUAUAACACACUUUUCUAUGUGCAUUUGGUUGGGUCGCCCAAAAAGUUACAUAUUGCAGCUUUAAUAUCUAAAUUGAAUGGGGCAGUGGAGUUAGAGAUAUUAUUUAAUAAAAGGUUGCCAUUGUGUAUAUUUCUACCUUUGGUGGUGGUUGCCUUCAUGGAGCUUUACGAAAAUAUUCAAUAAAGAUCAUGAAUAGGGUUUUAUGCUGGGUUUACCUCGUGACCUGUAACAUAACUUAAAGCUUCACUCUUGAAUACAUAACUUCUCAAUGCCACAACUUAUUUUCUUUGACUGUUAAUGUUUGAGGGGCACUUUUACUGUCUUGUUGUUAAUAUUUAACGUGCAUUGAAUCUCCAGGACCAAUUGAAAAUGAAGCAUCUUAGGGCUGUGGCGUAGCGUGUGUAUGCACGCAUUACUGUAAGUCGCUUUGGAUAAAAGCGUCUGCUAAAUGGCAUAUUAUUAUUAUUAUUAUUAUAUUAUAUUAUUAUAGCCCUGGGAAAAUUAUGACAGGAGGAAAAGGGCACUGACAUCAUACAAGCAUUGAUGGCUGUGCUCCAAAACUGAAGAUUGCAAUUAGGGAACUAGUCAAGAAGUUCCUCAGGUGUCUCUUGUGUCAGGUGUAGGCUGUCUUUGCUGUUGGUAUGAGUCACAUUUGGGCCUAGUACGUUAGUUCAUCACUACAUUACAACUGUUGCGUCAACUACAGACAGAAACAUAUUAUCUGAUUGACUAACAGGAAUGCACUACCUCAUGAUGCUGUAAAAAAAAUAAUAUAAGUUUGUCUGUUUUCAGACCUAGGCCUAAGCUCUGCAAAUCUGGAAAUGAUAUAGUGCCGCUGCCUAUCAUUUCCAUCAUUUUGUAAAGUGUAUAUUGCUUGAUCUAUAAAACAGAUCACCUUUGACAUAUCUCAACAGAAGUCCACUUUUGGUCAAAUACUACGGCUCUGUAAUCUCACCCUAGACAGCCCAGUUACAUUUUCCCCUAGCUUCUACUUCUUUGUGUGCACAAAUUGGAUUAGUUAAUGCAUUAUGGCCAACGUUUCACAAGGUCUAGUGGAGGGCAAGGCUGAGCUUUCGCCAUAUUGGCUUCACCUUUCUGAUCACCUCAGUCUGUAAACACUGAAGGGAAUAGGAAUAGCAAUGGGACUGGCCAAGAGUUGUUGAAGAUUAUGAAUGGCUUGCAGAUAUUGUGUAUGUUAAGAAAGGCAGGUUUAGAUUUAGUUUUUAGCUGGCUUGCUUACUGUUGCUUUAGUGUAAGGCCAAGACAAAUGCAGUUAUUGUAGGUAUUGGUAAUUUGAGUAUAGAUGGUAAUGCUUGUGUAAACUGAGAAAGAUGAAUUUAACUUGGGUUUACGUCUAGUGUGAAGAUUGCUUUUGGGUUACAGUUUAGACCUGAUUGUGUCUUUUUUUAAAAAUAAAUAAAUGGUUAUACAGGUGUACACUACAUGACCAAAAGUAUGUGGACACAUGCUUGUCGAACGUCUCAUUCCAAAAUCAGGGGCAUUAAUAUGGAAUUGGCCCCCCCUUUGCUGCUAUAACAGCCUCCCCUCUUCUGGGAAGGCUUUCCACUAGAUUUUGGAACAUUGCUGCGGGUACUUGCUUCCAUUCAGCCACAAGAGCAUUAGUGAGGUCGGACACUGAUGUCGGACGAUUAGGCCUGGCUCGCAGUCGGCAUUCCAAUUAAUCCCAAAGGUGUUCGAUGGGGUUGAGGUCAGGGCUCUGUGCAGGCCAGUCAAGUUCUUCCACACCGAUCUCGACAAACAAUUUCUGUAUGGACCUUGCUUUGUGCACGAGGGCAUUGUCAUGCUGAAACAGGAAAGGGCCUUCCCAAAACUGUUGCCACAAAGUUUGUGGCAACAGUUGUCUAGAAUGUAAUUGUAUACUGUAGUGUUAAGAUUUCCCUUCACUGGAACUAAGGAGCCUAGGCCAAACCAUGGAAAAACAUCCCCAGACCAUUAUUCCUCCACCAAACUUUACAGUUGGCACUUUGCGUUGGGGCAGGUAGCGUUCUCCUGGCAUCUGCCAAACCCAGAUUUGUCCGUCGACUGCCAGAUGGUGAAGUGUGAAUCAUCACUCCAGAGAAGGCGUUUCCACUGCUCCGGAGUCCAAUGGCGGCAAGCUUUACACCACUCCAGCCGACGCUUGGCAUUGCACAUGGUGUUCUUAGGCUUGUGUACGGCUGCUCGGCCAUGGAAACCCAUUUCAUGAAGUUCCCGAUGAACAGUUAUUGUGCUGACGUUGGUUCCAGAGGCAGUUUGGAACUCGGUAGUGAGUGUUGCAAACGAGGACAGACUAUUUUUACGCGCUUCAGCGCUCGGCUUUCCCGUUCUGUGAGCUUGUGUGGCCUACCGCUUCGCAGCUGAUCUGUUGUUGCAAAUCAAUCCCAGAACAACAGCAAAGGACCUUGUGAAGAUGCUGGAGGAAACAGAUACAAAAGUAUUUGUAUCCACAGUAAAACGAGUCCUAUAUCGACAUAACCUGAAAGGCUGCUCGGCAAGGAAGAAGCCACUGCUCCAAAACCGCCAUAGAAAAGCCAGACUACUGUUUGCAACUGCACAUGGGGACAAAGAUCGUACUUUUUGGAGAAAUGUCCUCUUUUCUGAUGAAACAAAAAUAGAACUGUUUGGCCAUAAUGAACAUCGUUAUGUUUGGAGGGAAAAAGGGAGGUUGCUUGCAAGCCGAAGAACACCAUUCCAACCGUGAAGCACAGGGGUGGCAGCAUCAUGCUGUGGGGGUGCUUUGCUACAGGAGGGACUGGUGCACUUCACAAAAUAGAUGGCAUCAUGAGGAAGGAAAUGAUGUGGAUAUAUUGAAGCAACUCAAGACGUCAGUCAGGAAGUUAAAGCUUGGUCGCAAAUGGGUCUUCCAAAUGGACUGACCCCAAGCAUACUUCCAAUGUCGUGGCAAAAUGGCUUAAGGACAACAAAGUAAAGGUAUUGGAGUGGCCAUCACAAAGCCCUGACCUCAAUCCUAUAGACAAUUUGUGGGCAGAACUGAAAAGGCGUGUGCGAGCAAGGAGACCUACAAACCUCCUUGAAAAUGUAUGCACUCACUAACUGUAAGUCGCUUUGGAUAAGAGCGUCUGCUAAAUGACUUAAAUGUAAAUGUUGCUCCCAGACAUUCCCACUUCACAAUAACAGCACUUACAGUUAACCGGGGCAGCCCUAGCAGGUCAGAAAUGUGACGAACUGACUUGUUGGAAAGGUGGCAUCCAAUGACGGUGCCACGUUGAAUGUCACUGAGCUCUUCAAUGUUUGUCUAUGGAGAUUGCAUGGCGGUGUGCUCGAUUUUAUGCACCUGUCAGCAACGGGUGUGGCUGAAAUAGCUGAAUCCGCUAAUUUGAAGGGGUGUCCACAUACUUUUGUAUAUAUAAUGUAGGUGUAGUUACGUUUUGGGUAGAUACGUUCUAGUGUAAUGACUCAACGUGUUAGUUGUGGGGCAAGACUGUUUGUUGAAUGAGAUAGUAUUUGUCUUGAGUUUCCGUCACUGGUCAGGUCAAGUUUUGUGAAUUUUGUUAAAUGCCAAAACACAGCUAGAGGGUGAGGUUGCUGUUGUGCCCAGGAAAUGCCCCCUAAGUGGUUGUACUGUACUAAGUUGUACUAGGAUUUGACCCUGUUGUAAACCCUGGGAGCCCAACUGUGUCUUCCUGCAUUGUUGAUUGUCUUCCUGCCUCACUCUGUCUUCAGUUUCUCACCUACGGAUAAUAAAUUUGCCACUUGCUCUGACGACGGAACCGUACGCAUCUGGGACUUUCUACGCUGUCACGAGGAGAGAAUUCUCAGAGGUAUGUUUUCUGUUGAAUACACAUACAGCUGUACCUAAUUGAUACACCUCACUGACCACUGACUCACCCCCGAAAACAUGUUCCUUUACUGUACCCAUAAGUCUGAACCAUCCAUGAACACAAACCUUUGUGAAUGAAUAGGUAGGCCUAUCCCAACACCAACUAGGCACGUUGCACGAGCAUUUAAUUGCAUCAAUUGUAUUUUAUAUAAUAUAGCUAUAAAGGCUAAAGCUAGUUCAGUUUCCAAACAUACAUGUCGUACAUAAUGUAUUUACAUUGUGAGGUUGGUUAGUAAGAGUUAUUCUUCCUAUAGCUUUUGAAUUAGUGAUUAGACUUAGGCUCUGCAGUACAAAAGCAUUGAUGUUCAGCAUGCUAUCAUUAGCAUAUUUAUUUAUUUCAUGUUUAUUAUUUUUGAUACACCAUAAUUAUGGCGUUCGAUAAACCAUAGCUAGGUUUUUGAAGCUGCAGUUACAGUUCACACCACUAUCUGCAGUAAUGAACAGCUGCUUCUUUUCAUCUAGCUAGCUAGAAGUGUUUAGUGUUAGGGCAAUAAUGCUUAUGUUGGGCGGUCAUCUCCUUUAAUAUCAGAAUUACAAAAUGAUUCACUUUUAAAUCAAAAGGGAAUUUAGUAUUUUGCACCUUAAUGUUAGAUGGUUUCUUAAUGUUUUCCUUAACAUUCCUUUAUGUUUGAUGGUUCUUCCCCUGAAAGUAGUCUAUGGGCCAGGAGAAACUGUAAUCCAUGGUUUGUUUCUUUUUUUUUAACAGCUACCACUAACUUGAGCUAACUUUUGCCACCGUUAGCUAAAAAUCAAUGGGAGGAAUGGGGCAUGCCUGACUCAUUAAAAAUGUAAUGGCCAAAUAGCUCAAUCAUUUGGUUUGACGUUACUUAAAGGUGAUUUUUUGUUGUUGCCGGGAACCACAUGCGAUCACUCCCAGUAGAUUUUUAGAUAACGAUAGCUAAAGUUAGCUGAAGUUUAGUGGCUGUUUAAAGAAACCGUGGAUUACAUUUUGUACUGGCCCAUCGACUACUUUCAUGGGGAGGAACCAUCUUACAUUAAGUUGUGAAAUACUGAACUUCCCCUUUUAAUGUUUCUUUCAACAUCAUUACAUGCACUAAUACAGUACAUUCGGAAAGUAUUCAGACCCCUUGACUUUUUCCACAUUUUGUUACGUUACAGCCUUAUUCUAAAAUGUAUGAAAUAUUUAUUUUUCAUCAAUCUACACACAAUACCCCAUAAUGACAAAGCGAAAACAGGUUUUUAGAAAUGUUUGCAAAUGUAUUAAAAAUAAACAAACACUACCGUUCAAAAGUUUGGUGGUCACUUAGAAAUGUCCUUGUUUUUGAAAGAGAAGCAUUUUUUUUGUCCAUUAAAAUAACAUCAAAAAGAUCAGAAAUACAUUGUAGACAUUGUUAAUGUUGUAAAUGGCUAUUGUAGCUGGAAACGGCUGAUUUUUUUAUGGAAUAUCUACAUUUAUGCUAUAUAAGGUCCCACAGUUGACAGUGCAUGUCAGGUCAUAAACCAAGCCAUGAGGUCGCAGGAAUUGUCCAUAGAGCUCCGACAGGAUUGUGUCGAGGCACAGAUCUGGGGAAGGAUAGCAAAAAAUGUCUGCAGCAUUGAAGGUCCCCAAGAACACAGUGGCCUCCAUCAUUCUUAAAUGGAAGAAGUUUGGAACCACCAACUUCCUAGAGCUGGCUGCCCGGCCAAACUGAGCAAUUGGGGGAGAAGGGCCUUGGUCAGGGAGGUGACCAAAAACCCGAUGGUCACUCUGACAGAGCUCCAGAGUUCCUCUGUGGAGAUGGGAGAACUUUCCAGAAGGACAACCAUCUCUCCAGCACUCUAACAAUCAGGCCUUUAUGGUAGAGGGGCCAGACGGAAGCCACUCCUCAGUAAAAGGCACAUGACAGCCCGCUUGGAGUUUGCCAAAAGAAACCUAAAGGACUCUGACUAUGAGAAACAAGAUUCUCUGGUUUGAUGAAACCAAGAUUGAGCUCUUUGGCCUGAAUGCCAAGCAUCAUGUCUGGAGGAAACCUGGCUCCAUCCCUACGGUGAAGCAUGGUGGUGGCAGCAUUAUGCUGUGGGGAGGUUUUUCAGCGGCAGGGACUGGGAGACUAGUCAGGAUCGAGGGAAAGAGGACCGGAGCAAAGUACAGAGAUCCUUGAUAAAAACCUUCUCCAGAUCGCUUAGGACCUCAGACUGGGGAGAAGGUUCACCUUCCAACAGAGCCCGGACUUGAACCCGAUCGAACAUCUCCGGAGACACCUGAAUAUAGCUGUGCAGCGAGGCUCCCCAUCCAACCUGACAGAGCUUGAGGGGAUCUGCAGAGAAGAAUGGGAGAAACUUCCCAAAUACAGGUGUGCCAAGCUUGUAGCGUCAUGUCCAAGAAGACUCAAGGCUGUAAUUGCUGCCAAAGGUUCUUCAACAAAGUUCUGAGUAAAGGGUCUGAAUGCUUAUGUAAAUGUCAUAUUUCAGUUUUUUUAUUUUUUAUAAAUAUGCAAACAUUUCUAAACACCUGAGUUUGCUUUGUCAUUAUGGGGUAUUGUGUGUAGAUUGAGGGGAAUAAAAAAAAUAUAUAUUUUAGAAUAAGGCUGUAAUGUAACUGUGGAAGAAGUCAAGGGGUCUGAAUACUUUCCGAAUGCACUGUAGGUUGAGCAGGAUUAUUAGUGAUGGUAUACUAUAUUCACAGGAACUGGUUUCAGUGCCCCAUACUCUUGUAUAUUAGUGCAUCAUAAGAGUACACGGUUUGGUGUGUUCUUUUCUGUAGUGUGUCUGUCUUAUGUCAGGAUCUUGAUGGUUCAGCAUGAUUCACAGUCACGUCAAGACAUCAAGUCUUUGUUGCAUAAACACCCUAGUCAGGAAAAAAACAUUCCUCCUUGAUUACAUGCUUUGGUUUCUUUUAAUAGUUGCUGGGAAGGGAUAGCCUGGUUGCCAGUCUCUGUUCAGCUAUUACAUUCCACUCCUUGUAAUUUGUCUUUGGCACAUGACACGGAGUACAAGGGGUGGAAUGUUAGACUGGUACCCAGACUUUUGAAGGGAUUGGGGGUAAUUCAUUGUAGUGCAUGUUUGCAUCCUUGUGCAAAUUGUAAUAAAAUGCUUCCAGCCAAGUAUGAAUAAAGCAAACAUCUUGUUAGUUAAUAUUAUGCUAAUAUUUUCACAGUUGCAGUCUGACAAUUUGUAUACGUUAACUAUUCACAGGCCAUGCAGAAAGUUUAGGCCUAAUCUGCAAUUGGCUUAAUUCACAGAUUCUGUACCGUGUGUGCAAGUUUACUUGUCGUCUGACUUCGGUUAAGGCCCUUAGGCUUGCUUUUUGCCUUGCAAUAAACAAAAUAGUUUUUACUGUUCUCAUUGAAGAAUAAUGCAUAAAUGAUCUCUUAGCCUACUUGAAAGCAGUUUGUCUUGCUUCUGUUUUUUGUUGCCUUUCAAUAAACUAAACUUUACUGUGCUCAUUGAAGAAUAAAUGCAGAAUUGUACUUUUCCUUGAAACCAGUUUGCCUUUUCUUGUUCCUCUAGUAGACACCCUGAUAUUUUGAAUAUAAGCUAGUGCAUUACCGUUGGUUGACAACAGUUGUUUUGAUUUGUGCUAUUGAGAAGCCGUAUGUGAAGUAAAACUAGAGCUGUGCACGCUAUACUCAAAGAUUUUGUGCAAAUCUUCCAUUGAUUAGUCUGUGUUGCCUUGAGUGAAUUGACUUUAAUUGAUCUAUUUCACUACUCCCUUAGUUUUGUUUCCACUAUAAGAAAUGGAUUGGUGAUGCAGCUAUCAAUUCACCCAUUUGUCAAAUGUUCUUAUACAAUUAAUGUGCUUUUACAGCAGAGAUGCCUUGCUGCACUUCUAGGUAAAAAUGUAUAUAGUACUAUAUCGUCAAAAGGCAAAAUACAGCAGAUUUUAACUGAACUGAAUGUGUUGUCUGGUGUAGUAAGCGGACCACAAAGCAUUUAAUGUGUUAAGUGAGCUGGAGUUGAUUCAAACAUUAACAGUUAUGAAGGACUGAGCACACUAUUUUCAAUGUAACUUGUCUUGCAUUUGUAUCGUUUUGAGUUAAUUUGAGCAGGUUUUUAAAAUCUAUCAAACUAAGCUAAUUGGAAUGUGUCAAGCCGGGAUUAUCUAAGAUGUAUCUUAGACUGUGAGGAUGCUGAAUCGCAGGGUAUUCAAUCUAGUGUAUGUGGCCAAUUAUUCACUUAUUUACACACACACACAAGCACUGUCAAUCUGCACCCAUUAAAGCCAGACAAAGUGAAUGAUGUCCUCUCUCACCCGCUCCCCAUGUUCUGUUUUACAUGGAAGUACAUUAUCACAAGCAUAUGUCUACCUGUGCACAUACCCUUGAAAUGGAACCCCUGUGUGUGCUUUCAUGUAAAUAUUUAGGCUGAACGGGUUACACACAAGAAUGCACUGCUUACAAUCACUUGACUUAAACUGUCAUAAAUCCCCACAUAUUUGUUUGUAGAACGUUAAACUGCACUUGGUGAUGUGAGGUAAAACAAAGGCAACGUUUAUUUGGUGUCAUGUAGUGCUUAUGUAGACCUGAAGAAGGGCUUACUUACUACUUGUAGACUCAAAAGGUACAAUUGUUGUGAGUGCCUAACACCCAGAGGAAUUGGCUUAGUUUUUAAAUUAGUAAUUUGUCCCAAAUUGUGACAAGGUCAAUCAGUCAUGUUAUCACCAAUGGCUUAUACAGUCAUCUAUCUCCUAUCACACAUGUACACAUUGUUAAACCUUGUUGGUGUCUCAAUUAUGUUUGGUCACCUUUUGUCCUCUUAUUUUUUGUCUAUUAUUCUCACACACACUUUGUAAUCUACCGGUAUGUGUAAUUACUUUGGAUUUUGUCUGCUACCACAUCUACUAUUUUAAUAAUAAUGAAUGCGCAUUGGUACAAGUAUAUUGCCCAAGUUUUAUGUUUACUUACCCAACAGUGAGUGAAGGUGGGAUUGAGUGACUCCCCUACACACACACAUGCUGUAUCUUUGUCAUACACCCGUAGAUCGCACCACCUCUUACAUGCACGUACAAGUGAACUAUUGUAUGUUUGUCCUGUCUUUUUGCCUCGAACACACCUACAGAUACUAAAGGUGAUCUUCCUCCACAGGUCACGGAGCUGACGUGAAGUGUGUGGACUGGCACCCCACUAAAGGCUUGGUGGUUUCUGGGAGCAAAGAUAGCCAGCAGCCAAUAAAAUUCUGGGAUCCCAAGACCGGACAGAGUUUGGCCACACUGUGAGUUUUACCCAAAGGCAGCGGAAGUGGCAUAAAGCACCUCAUCCCCAAAACCCAGAGCCCCCUGAGAAAUGAUCUAACAAAAUGUGGUACUUCUCGCUAACAAUUUGUGCUUUCUUGUUAAAAUUAUGUUGUUACCAUGUAGUUUCUCAGUAGAUGACAGAUGGUAAGGGAAGCUGUAAAAUAGUUCCAUCCUUUUUAAAAUGCUUGAGGCAACUUGGAGGACAGAAAAUAACUUAUACCCUUUUUACACUACUGUGCCAAGCUGAACCGUACUGUGCUGGCUCGGAUAUUCGUCCUUUCCACACGGUUCCGGCAGCAACUGGAUGCACAACCAUGCCAGCACAGUACAGCUUGGCUCAGCUUGGCUCUGCUUAGUAGUGUGUAAAAGGUAUCAGUCCCUUACUGUCUCUCUCUCCCCAUCUUUCCCCCUCCCUCUCCGUCAGUCAUGCCCAUAAGAACACGGUGAUGGAGGUGAAGUGGAACCUGAACGGUAACUGGCUGCUGACAGCGUCCCGCGACCACCUGUGUAAACUCUUUGACAUCCGCAACCUCAAGGAGGAGCUGCAGGUGUUCCGGGGCCACAAAAAAGAGGCCACAGGUAUGCUUUGGCUUGACUUACUUGACUUGGCCUAUUCCAUUUAGCACUUAGUUCAGCAAAUGGCCUCUGCUGUAGCUAGACUGUUAGAAUGUUAUGAUGCCAAAUGUUGCUUGGUUUAUUUACACUGUGUAUGCAUGUGCGUGUAUGUGGUUGAAGAUCAUGUGUGUUGCUAUUGAUUGUUUCUGCUGUGUGCUGCUCUGUCAAGGGUGUGAAUACGUUCUCUAUCGUUUUUACUGGUGUGCAGGGGAAACUCCUUGAGUUGACAGACCACUUUUAAUUUUUGUGGUGAUCCUGAGUUUGAGACAUUAAAAUGUGUGUUAACCCUUUGUCUCCUGUCUCCAGCUGUAGCUUGGCACCCUGUCCACGAGGGCCUGUUCGCCAGCGGAGGCUCGGACGGAUCCCUCCUCUUCUGGAACGUAGGGUAAGAGUGACAGCUCAACCUUCCAAUCGACACACAGGAUCUCAUUUCCUCUACCAAUCACUGGCCAAAGGCUUGAUUCCUUUGCCUGACUGUCAUUUCAAUGAGCAAAGUAAAACAUUUAUGAUAGCAAGCGUUAAUCGUGUGUAAGAGGCAAUGCUCAUAAAUGUAGUCUGGAUACCUCUGAAAGUGAAUAAUUCCUACACAAAGCCUAUAUUCAUGACAUUAUAGUUGUUACAAAGGACUGGGUUCAUUACCAAUUAUGACUGUUUCAUGUCACAUCCCGCUCUUAACAUGUAUUCCUACUGUGCUUUCUGUCAGGGUGGAGAAGGAGGUGGGUGGUAUGGAGAUGGCCCAUGAGGGCAUGAUCUGGAGCCUGGCGUGGCACCCACUCGGGCACAUCCUCUGCUCGGGAUCCAACGACCACACGAGGUAAGCUAACAAGUUACAUACAGUGCAUUCGGAAAGUAUUCAGACCCCUUUGACUUUUUCCACAUUUUGUUACGCUACAGCCUUAUUCUAAAAUGGAUGAAAUACAAAAUGUUCCUCAAUCUACACACAAUACCCCAUAAUGACAAAGCGAAAACUGUUUUUUAUAAAUUUUUGCAAAUGUAUUACAAAUAAUAAACAGAUACCUUAUUUACAUAAGGAUUCAGACCCUUUGCUAUGAGACUCGAAAUUGAGCUCAGGUGCAUCCUGUUUCCAUUGAUCAUCCUUGAGAUGUUUCUACAACUUGAUUGGAGUCCACCUGUGGUAAAUUCAAUUGAUUGGACAUGAUUUGCAAAGGCACACACCUGUCUAUAUAAGGUCCCACAGUUGACAGUGCAUGUCAGACCAAAAACCAAGCCAUGAGGUAGGAUUUUGUCAAGACACAGAUCUGGGGAAGGGUACCAAAAAAUGUCUGCAGCAUUGAAGGUCCCCAAGAACACAGUGGCCUCCAUCAUUUUUAAAUGGAAGAAGUUUGGAACCACGAAGACUCUUCUUAGAGCUGGCCACCCGGCCAAACUGAGCAAUCGGGGGAGAAGGGCCUUGGUCAGUGAGAUGACCAAGAACCCGAUGGUCACUGACAGAGCUCCAGUUCCUCUGUGGCAAUGGGAGAACCUUCCAGAAGGACAACCAUCUCUGCAGCACUCCACCAAUCAGGCCUUUAUGGUAGAGUGGCAAGACAGAAGCCACUCCUCAGCUUGUAGUGUCAUACCCAAGAAGACUCUAGGCUGUAAUCACUGCCAAAGGUGCUUCAACAAAGUACUGAGUAAAGGGUCUGAAUACUUAUGUGAAAGUGAUAUUUUUAAAAAUGUGUUUUUGGUUUGUCAUUAUGGAGUAUUGUGUGUAGAUUGAGGGGGAAAAAACUGUGUAAUUAAUUUUAGAAUAAGGCUGUAACGUAACAAAAUGUGGAAAAUGUCAAGGGGUCUGAAUACUUUCCAAAUGCACUGUAUACAGAAGACAUAGAGAAUCACAACAAGAGACGUGCAGUAACUCUACACCCAUACCAGAAUAUAUAAUGAACAAAAAUAUAAACGCAACAUGCAACAAUUUCAAAGAUUUUACUGAGUUAGUUCAUAUAAGGAAAUCAGUCAAUUGAAAUAAAUAAAUUAGGCCCUAAUCUAUGGAUUUCACAUGACUGGGAAUACAGAUAUGCAUCUGUUGGUCACAGAUACCUUUUUUUUUUUUAAGUACGGGCGUGGAUCAGAAAUCCAGUCAGAAUCUGGUGUAACCAUGAUUUGCCUCAUGAGGUGCGACACAUCGCCCUGGCAUAUAGUUGAUCAGGCUGUUGAUUGUGGUCUGUGGAACGUUGUCCCACCACUUCAAUGGCUGUGCGAAGUUGCUGGAUAUUAGCGAGAACUGGAAGACACUGUCGUACACGUCGAUCCAGAGCAUCCCAAACAUGCUCAAUGGGUGACAUGUCUGGUGAGUAUGCAAGCCGUGGAAGAACUAGGAAAUGUUUAGCUUCUAGGAAUUGUGUACAGAUCCUUGCAUUAUGGGGCCGCGCAUUAUCUUGCUGAAAAAUUAGGUGAUGCCGGCAAAUGAAUGGCACAACAAUGGGCCUCAGGAUCUCGUCACGGUAUCUCUGUGCAUUCAAAUUGCCAUUGAUAAAAUGCAAUUGUGUUUGUUGUCUGUAGCUUAUGUCUGCCCAUACCAUAACCCCACCGCUACCACUUUGUUCACAACGUUGACAUCCGCAAACCACUCGCCCACACGAUGCCAUACACGUCGUCUGCGGUUGUGAGGCUGGUUGGACGUACUUCCAAAUUCUCAAAACGACGUUGGAGGCGGCUUAUGGUAGAGAAAUUAACAUUCAAUUCUCUGGCAACAGCUCCGGUGGACAUUCCUGCAGUCAGCAGGUCAAUUGCACGCUCCCUCAACUUGUUGUGUGACAAAACUGCACGUUUUAGUGGCCUUUUAUUGUCCCCAGCACAAGGUGCACCUGUCUAAUGAUCAUGCUGUUUAAUCAGUUUCUUGAUAUGCCACACCUGUCAGGUGGAUGGAUUAUCUUUGCUAAGGAGAAAUGCUCACUAACAGAUGUAAACAUUUGAACACAACAUUUUAGAGAAAAAUGGUUUUUGUGCGUAUAGAAAAAUUCUGGGAUUUUUUAUUUCAGCUCAUGAAACAUGUGACCAACACUUAUGUUGCGUUUAUAUUUUUGUUCAGUGUAGACAGGGAAGCAAGACUAAGGUUGAAGAUAGGGGUGUAACGGAAUCCGGUUCAAAGGUACGAGCACAUCGGUCCGUGGGACUCUAAACCGAUCCUAGCAUGUAUCAGUCAGAAAACCAAUUAUAACUUUACGAACAACUGGUUCACUAAAGUUUUUUACUCGCAUAACUUUCUUUUUACCUUCCGAAAAUUCUUCUAAUAUUUUCUGACUGAACUGGGGCGUCCUCUCCUAUGUGUAACUGCGUGUGUAACUGUGUAUGACAGUAAUUGAUCUACAAGUCAUCUUGCAUGCCGAGCCACCCCAAUACCUGUCAUUAGCCUUUUGUAACAUUUCUACGCACGGUGCACAGCUUCCCGCGCUGUCCAACAAGAGGUAGGCCUUAAUGCUGAAUGGGAAAACUAAUGUCUAAAUGCAACAAAUGUUAGUGCAUCGAAUUGCACCGAAUAAUUUUCAACUAAAACGUAUCUUUCCUGUAUCAUGUCAGAGACAACAUGGCUCUUGAAUAGUCUUGAAAAGGGAAGAUGCACACCCCUGUUGAUAGACCUUCCUCCCGUAUUUCUAUUGUCCCAUGGUUUGCUAAUGACUGUUGGUAGGUUUUGGGUUUGACGUCCUCGUUGGCCGUAUACUGAAUGUGUCGCGAGGGUGGCAGAUAGCCAAGGCUUAGAGUGUGGGGGCCAUUAACCGAAAGGUCUCUAGUUCGAAUCCACGAGCCAACCAGGUGAAAAAUCUUUCUGUGCCCUUGAGCAAGUCACUUAAUCCUAAUUGCUCCAGGGUCGCCGUUGAUAAUGGCAGACGCUGCCCAUGACCCCACUCUCAAAGGGUGUCUCAGGGGAGUCCUAUUUCCAACUGUAUAAACCGUUGGAAAUAGGACAAACAUUAAGCACCCACAUUAUUAUUAAUUAUUAUUAUUUCGGAUGUGUCUGUUCCGAUGUGCUUUGAAGUGUUCCCUGCAUGAUUUCUAUCCCCAUUCAUCCCUUUCUCAGUAAAUUCUGGACGAGGAAUCGGCCAGGGGACAAGAUGAGGGACAGAUACAAUCUGAAUUUGUUACCUGGGAUGUCAGAGGAUGGAGUGGAAUACGGUAUGAUAUGUAGGAAUAUUGUGUGUGAGGUGUAAGUAUGUACACUGUGUGUGUUUUUGAAUUUGUCUGUGUAUAGGGCUCCACAGUGGAGGUGUCAUAAUACCCAGAAAACCUAGCGGUCAAACAGGGAAAUGGUUCCAAUCAUUUUUCCACAAUUCAUUUUUCCUGUAGGGAAUUUUAGAAACACUUAAAAUAACAAGAACCUAUAUCGCCAGGCACUCCUUUUUGGAAUAAGCCCACCUUAUCUCCAGUGUUUAAUGACCAGACCUUUAAGUCUUGGCUCCAAAGUGGCAUCAUGAAUUUUGAACGUGUACUAUGAUGGAUCUCUACUGUCAUUAAAUCAAUUACAAGAAAGAUUUGGAUUAUCCAAGGCCGAUUUUUAAGUUCUUACAACUCAGAAAUCUUAUUUAAUCGCUUCAACAGAAUCUGGAUGAACCAAAGGCAUCUAGCAUAGAAACAAUACUGAAAGAAGCUGCUACACCAAAGAAGUUGAUUGCCAAGAUAUCAAGGGUUGAUUGAAACUCUACCUGAUUGUUCAGAACCUAAUAAGGGGAAAAUGGGAAACUGAGAGGAACCAUUGGUUCACAGAUAUGUGAAAAUGCUCAUACCUGCUACUACAACCUAAGACAUAAACUACUGCAAUUUUAAGAUAAUUCAUAGGACAUUGCAUGCACUCCUGCCAGAAUGCAUGUAAUGCACCCAGAAAUGUAAUCUCUGUUGGAGAUGCAAAAAGCACAAAGGAACUAUAUUGCAUGGUCUUGUGAUAGACGGACACCAUUUUGGGAUAAUGUACAGGUUGUGCUAUAAUUUCAUUGUGUCUAGGAAUUUAUAUCCAUCCAUCUCCAUGAUUAUGUCUGUUGGGAAAUGUAAAUAUUGGUGAACAAUAUCAGAGAAAGUUUUGUAAUCUAGGUCUAAUUGCUGCAAAUAAAAUGUAUAGCCAUCAGUUGAAAAGCCUUAUAUUCACCCUCAAUAACAAACUGGAGGACUGAACUAUCUACUUAAACAAAAGUUAAACAAAAAAACAGAAAUAUUUGACAGAAUUUGGAAAACAUAUGUUGAUCACCUUAAAGAAGGUUUUGUAUAGUGGGCGUUUUGUUUUUGUGUUUGUGAGGUCCUGUAGAAGAAAAAAAAAAGUUUGAAUUGCAGCCAGACAUGUUUGUCUGGUCAAGGUUACAUGGUGUCACCAUUUGACUUGUGUUUCUGGGUCUGUUUGUUUUCCAGAUGAUAUGGAGCCAAACAGCCUGGCUGCCAUUCCUGGCAUGGGGAUCCCCGAUCAGCUCAAAGCUGCCAUGGAACAAGAGGCAAACGGUGAGGACACACACGUUCGCACUUCUCAAACAAAUCUUAUCUAAGUCACAGAGAGGGGUUACGUUUUAGUUUUGUAGUUGAAUUAGCUCUAACAAAGUUGCAGCAAUUGGCUGUGACUUCCACGGUCUAUGCAGUUCCAGUAAGGUUGGAGUGGUAGAUUGGUGGACUAUGGGUAACGUAGUUUGAUUUUCUCAAGAUAAAGAGACUACACCUGAGGAGGAGAUGAGCAUCCCAGGUCUGGAUUGGGGGAUUGAGGAGAUUUUACAGAAAGACCAGAAGAAAGUGCCACAGAAGAAGGUCCCCUAUGCCAAACCCAUCCCUGCCCAAUUCCAACAGGUAACUUAGUCUUGAUUCAGUUUUGUUUACAUUAAUGUUGACAUCAAGAAAAAGAAGCAAGACAUGGGUCUGUUGUGAGUAAAUUAGUAUUUGCUCUGUGACAUCUGUCACUCUUUCUCCCUUCCUUUGUCUCCUCCCCCCUUUCCUUCCUUCAGGCCUGGGCAGAUAAUAAGGUACCUCUCGUGCCACCGGGAGGAGAGAAGAAAGAAAGGAUGGAUGAGAAGAAAAUGGAUGGGAAGACCAACCCGAUGAUGCUAGAGGUGAGAGGUCAGAGGCAAAGUGCCCGCUUUGAAACAAAGAAAUGCGUGACGAAAGUGUCAGUGACAAAAAUGUGUAAAAUGAAAGAGCGAUUGCAAGAGAAAUACAUUUUAGGUCAAUGGUCAACAAACCUAGCCCUGCAGUGCAGCUACAGUUGUUUGUUUCAGCUUAAAAGAAUAAUCUAUCUACAUUUGGGCCUUACCUUGAGUUGUGUCUGAAGGCCCAUGGUGACAGAAUCCACAAUAAUCUAUUAUUUACUUCAGGCUAGCAUCGUCAGAUUUCAUGAAUGGAAGCAGCCGAACCGAUGUUAGCAAAGCUGCACUGCAAGCCGAAACUCCCUCAAAAACACUUCAAACUGAGUUCGGUAGUUAGAGGUAGAAGGGAUUUUUUUUACGUGCAUACUGCUGAAUUAAUCGCUGGAAUUUGGUUACUCCGAAAUAGAGCUAAGUCCUCACGUAGCCACAGAACAGAGCAUCUGUAUGCGUCUUCCAGUGAUGACGCCGUCCCCCUGGAGCAGGCUUUUAGACCGGUAUUGCUUUCCAGAUGUGAUCAAAACUGACUGGUAAACAUAGGAAAAGCAUAAAAAAAUUAGAAUUGUAUUGCAAAAAUAACAACAUUCUCGUGGGGAAGAAAACAUGGACAGGUUCUUGCGAGUUUCGACGCUACCAAACUUUGUUUGAGGACGUUCCAGCUCGGCUGUUUCCAUUCAUGAAAUCUGACGAAAAUAAUAGAUUGUUAGAAGUAAAUAAUAGAUUAUUAUGGAUUAUUUCACCAUGGGCCUUAAGACACAACUGAAGGGAAGUGUAAUUUUACCCAAAUAUAGAUUUAGCGUGAACUAUCCCUUUAAAUGAUAUGCUGAAUCAGGUGUCUUAUUGCUGGGAUGGAACAUAUCUUAUUUUCCCCCUAGCAAAUGAAGAUGGACCGUAUGAAUCAGAUGGACGGGAACAUGCCUCCCCCAGGAGGCCCACAAGGACCCAUGCCACCUUUCCCUGGCCAGGGAGGACCCAUGCCCCCACCUCCACAGGGCUUCCCCCAGUCCAUGCCCCCUCAGCAGAUGCCCCACAACAUGGGGCCCCCCAUGGGCCCUGGCGUCAUGCAGGCUCCGUUCAUGCGCCCGGGCCAGAUGGGCCCCCCUCCAGGGUCCCAGCACCACCAGGGGCCUCCUCAGGGCAUGAUGGGUCCCCCGGACCUCCACGGGCCCCAGGGCAUGCAGAGGCACCCCGGCCCCCACAGAAACAUGGGCCCCCAGGGGCCUCAUGGCAUGCCUCCUGGACCCAGAGGGAUGCAGGGGCCCCCCGGAAACAUGCAGGGCCCCCCACCGGGAGGAAUGAUGGGGCCCCCUCCUCGAGGCCAGGGUCCUCCGCCUCAGGGGGGCAUGAUUCCCCCUCAGGGGAAUAUGAUGGGCCCACAGGGACCCAUCCAGGGCGGAGUAGGGAUGGGGCCUCCCAUGCAGAACCCUCCCAGGACACACGGCAACAUGCCAGGCAUGGGGGGCAUGCACGGGAUGGGCAACAUGCAGGGGCCACCUCCGGGUGGGAUGCACGGGCCCCCACCGGGUAACAUGCAAGGACCACCCGGCAACAUGCAGGGCCCCCCUGGAAACAUGCAAGGGCCCCCCGGUAACAUGCAAGGACCCCCAGGCAAUAUGCAGGGCCCACCAGGCAACAUGCAGGGGCCUCCGUCCUACAUGCAGCACCAGGUGAGAUUGUCAAACUAGCUGUAAAACAAAAUAAAUGUGUUGAAAAUAUGAAGGUAGGCUCAUUUCAUAAGAAUAUGGCAAGAGCUUUGGUUGAAUCUAAAGAGGUAAAUGUUCAUCUGGGUUGGGUAGUUCAGUGGCGGUAAUUGUAGCAACAUUGUAUUGUUGGUUAGCCAACUUGCUAGCUACAUUGAGUUCAAAUUCAAUACUUAAGCAGUAGGGCUGUUUGUGUGCAACAUGAGAUGAUGCAAAAUGGUUCAAUUCAAUGCUUGUUGAAACGCACCCAUUUGUGUUGUUUACAAAAAGUCUCAAAUCCUAAAAACAACAUUUCUCACAGGUGGGCCAAAACACUGGCCCCAUGAUGCAUGCGAUGGGACAGCAAGGACCCAAUGGCAAAGGUAGGAGAACACAAAUUCUCAUAAGUAAGAUAAAAUCUUAAGUUUAUUGGUCGCUUACACAGAUUUGCAGAUGUUAUCGCAGUUGCAGUGAAAUGCUUGUGUUUCUAUCUCCAACAGUGCAGUAAUAACUAGCAAUAAACUAUAUGCACAUAAUCAACAAAAUAAAAAUCUGAAAUUAAGCAAUAUCAGAACGAGCAAUGUCCGAGACCUGAAUAUAAAUACACUACAUGGCCAAAAGUAUUUGGUCAACCCUUCAAAUUAAAGGUUUCGGUUAUUUCAGCCACACCCGUUGCUGACAGUUUUAUAAAAUCGAGCACACAGCCAUGCAAUAUCCAUAGGCAAACAUUGGCAGUAGAAUGGCCUUACUGAAGAGCUCAGUGACAUUCAACGUGGCAGCGUCAUAGGAUGCCACCUUUCCAACAAGUCAGUUUGUCAAAUUUCUGCCCUGCUAGAGCUGCCCCGGUCAACUGUAAGUGCUGUUAUUGUGAAGUGGAAACGUCUAGGAGCAACAGCGGCUCAGCCGUGAAGUGGUAGGUCACACAAGCUCACAGAACGGGUACUCCGAGUGCUGUAGCGCGUAAAGAUCGUCUCUCCUUAGUUGCAACACUCACUACCGAGUUCCAAACUGCCUCUGGAAGCAACAUCAGCACAAGAACUGUUCUUCGGGAGCUUCAUGAAAUGGGUUUCCAUGGCCGAGCAGCCGCACACAAGCCUAAGAUCACGAUGCGCAAUGCCAAGCGUCAGCUGGAGUGAUGUAAAGUUUGCUGCCAUUGUACUCUGGAGCAGUGGAAAUGUGUGUGAUGAAUCAGGGAUGAAUCACGCUUCACCAUCUGGCAGUCCAACGGACGAAUCUGGUAAUAAAGCUGAUUGUGUUGAAACUGUCGCUAUAAUAAAACUGGCUCUCAUGAGGACCGCCACAGGAAUGGAAGACCCAGAGUUACCUCUGCUGCAGAGGAUAAGUUCAUUAGAGCCACCAGCCUCAGAAAUUGCAGCCAAAAGAAAUGCAUCACAGAGAUCAAGUAACAGACACAUCUCAACAUCAACUGUUCAGAGGAUACUGUGUGAAUUGCUGCAAAGAAACCACUACUAAAGGACACCAAUAAUAAGAAGAGACCUGCUUGGGCCAAGAAACACAAGCAAUGGACAUUAGACCGGUGGAAAUGUGUCCUAUUGUCUGGAGUCCAAAUUGGAGAUUUUUGGUUCCAACCGCCGUGUCUUUGUGAGAUGCGGUGUGGGUGAACGGAUGAUAUCCGGAAUGUAGUUCCCACCGUAAAGCAUGGAGGAGGAGGUGUUAUGGUGUGGGGGCGCUUUGCUGGUGACACUUGUCUGUGAUUUAUUUAGAAUUCAAGGCACACUUAACCAGCAUGGCUACCACAGCAUUCUGCAGCAAUACGCCAUCCCAUCUGGUUUGGGAUUAGUGGGACUAUCAUUUGUUUUUCAACAGGACAAUGACCCAACACACCUCCAGGCUGUGUAAGGGCUAUUUUACCAAGAAGGAGAGUGAUGGAGUGCUGCAUCAUCAGAUGACCUGGCCUCCACAAUCCCCCGACCUCAACCAAAUUGAGAUGGUUUGGGAUGAGUCAGACCGCAGAGUGAAGGAAAAGAAGACAAGUGCUCAGCAUAUGUGGGAACUCCUUCAAGACUGUUGGAAAAGCAUUCCAGGUGAAGCUGGUUGAGAGAAUGCCAAGAGUGUGCAAAGCUGUCAUCAAGGCAAAGGGUGGCUAUUUGAAGAAUCUCAAAUAUAAAAUAUUUUUUGAUUUGUUUAACACAUUUUUGGUUACUACAUGAUUCAAUAUGUGUUGUUUCAUAGUUUUAAUGUCUUCACUAUUAUUCUACAAUGUAGAAAAUAGUAAAAAUAAAGAAAAACCCUUGAAUGAGUAGGUGUGUCCAAACUUUUGACUGGUACUGUACGUACGUACGUACAUACAGUGCAUUCGGAAAGUAUUCAGACCCCUUCCCUUUUUCCACAUUUUUUUACAUUACAGCCUUAUUCUAAAAUUGAUUAAAUUAAUGUAUUUCCUCAUCAAUCUACACACACUACCCCAUAAUGACAAAGCGAAAACAGGUUUUUAGAAAUGUUUGCAAAUCCAUUAAAAAUAAAAAGUAUAGAGAUCCUUGAUGAAAACCUGCUUCAGAGCGCUCAAGACAUCAGACUGGGGCAGAAGUUGACCUUCCAACAGGACAACAACCCUAAGCACACAGCCAAGACAAAGUAGGAGUGGCUUCGGGACAAGUCUCUGAAUGUCCUUGAGUGGCCCAGCCAGAGCCCGGACUUGAACCCGAUCAAAGAUCUCUGGAGAGACCUGAACAUAGCUGUGCAGCGACGCUCUCCAUCCAACCAGACAGAGCUUGAGAGAAGAAUGGAAGAAACUCCCCAAAUAUAGUUGUGCCAAGCUUGUAGUGUCAUGCCAAAGAAGACUUGAGGCUGUAAUCGCUGCCAAAGGUGCUUCAAUAAGUACUGAGUUAAAGGGUCUGAAUACUUACAGUGCAUUCAGAAAGUAUUCAGACGUUCCCCUUUUCCACAUUUUGUUACGUUACAACCUUAUUCUAAAAUGUAUAACAAAUAUUAUAAAAACUCAGCAAUUUACCCAUAAUGACAAUACAGAAAUACCUUUAUUUACAAGUAUUCAGACCCUUUGCUAUGAGACUAGAAAUUGAGCUCAGGUGCAUCCUGUUUCCAUUGAUCAUCCUUGAGAUGUUUAUACAACUUGAUUGGAGUCCACCUGUGGUAAAUUCAAUUGAUAGGCUAUGAUUUGGAAAGGCACACACCUGUCUAUACAAGGUCCCACAAUUGACAGUGCAUGUUAGAGCAAAAACCAAGCCAUGAAGUCGAAUGAAAUGUCCGUAGAGCUCAGAGACAGCAUUUUGUCGAGGCACAGAUUUGGGGAAGGGUACCAAAAUUAACAUUACAUUUUCUGCCAACCGCUCUGGUGGACAUUCCUGCAGUCAGCAUACCAAUUGCGUGAUCCCUCAAAACUUGAGUCAUCUGUGGCAUUGUGUUGUGUGACAAAACUGUUGCAUUUUAGAGUGGCCUUUUGUUGUCCCCAGCACAAGGUGCACCUGUUUUAAUGAUCAUGCUGUUUAAUCAGUUAUUGAUACGCCACACCUGUCAAAGGAGAAAUGCUCACUAACCGGGAUGUAAACAAAUUGGUACACAACAUUUGAGAGAAAUAAGCUUUUUGUGCGUAUGGAACAUUUCUGGGAUCUUUUUAUGUCAGCUCAUAAAACAUGGGACCAACACUUUACAUUUACAUGCGUUUCUAGUUUUGUUCAGUGUAUAUACAUAUAAUGGUGUGUAAAGACAGUAUAUGAAUAGAAAAGGUGUGUACAGCAGUAGUUAUAUAGGAUGAGCCAUGACUAGAAUACAGUAUAUACAUAUAAAGUGGGUAAAACAGUAUAUAAACAUAAUAAACUAAAGUGACCAGGGAAGAUGACUUUUCAAACACAUACUGUAGUACGGAAUACAGUUGAUACCUACUGGCAUAAACACUUGGGGCCGGUUUCCCAGACACAGAUUAAGCCUAGUCCUGGACUAAAAAGCAUUCUCAAUGGCGAUUCUCAAUUGAAAGUGCUUUUAUGUUUUGUCUGACUGUUUUCUCUCUGAAUUCUCCCAAGGAGAUACCCGAGGGCCUCCCAAUCACCACAUGGGUCCUCCACCUGGGGGACAGGGCGGCCCUGGGGGCCCUGACCAGGGCUCUGGUUCUUACUGGGGAGACUCUCAGCAGGGGCGCCGAUCCUCCGACUUCAAUGAAGGUGGCCAGGACUUCCACGGACGGGGAGAGGAGAGCUGGAGGAGAGGGUCCAGCCAGGACUACCAGGGAGGCCACAGAGGAGGAGGGGGAGGGCAAGGGGGAGGAGGGGGGAAUGGGGGAAACUGGGGCUCUUCUGAGGAAAGAUUCCCCCGCGAUGGGGGAGAGUUCCGAGGCCGAAGGGAUGACCGGUGAGCUUACCUUGCUUUUCGGUUGUGACCUUUUAACCUCACGUCUGUCUUUACUUGUGUCCGUGCCGCCAACUCUACCGGCUCUCUAACCUGCAUCUUUGUACAGUGUUUACCUGUACCUCUACACCUUAAACCAUACAGUGUUUACCUGUACCUCUACACCUUAAACCAUACAGUGUUUACCUGUACCUCUACACCUUAAACCAUACAGUGUUUACCUGUACUACAUCCUACUUUACUUACCUCUAACCUACCAUACAGUGUUUACCUGUACCUCUACACCUUAAACCAUACAGUGUUUACCUGUACCUCUACACCUUAAACCAUACAGUGUUUACCUGUACCUCUACACCUUAAACCAUACAGUGUUUACCUGUACCUCUACACCUUAAACCAUACAGUGUUUACCUGUACCUCUACACCUUAAACCAUACAGUGUUUACCUGUACCUCUACACCUUAAAUCUCACCUACUUUUUCAUCAUUCUCAUCUUAACCGCAACCUUCGUCUUUCAAACCUACCUUUGCUCUGACCCUUAACUUACUAUAUUAGUGGCUCUAUGGGUUGCUUCCGUCUCGGUUUGCUCAAACUCUGGGCUUAUAUGCGUGUGUGCAUGUCAGGUUUGUUGGUUAUGGGGGUCCAGGAGAGGAGUUUGACCAGAGGCAGAGAGACCGACUGCCUCCACCGAGGCAUGGCCAGGACUCAGACGACACGUGGGUCUAACUAUUAACUUGCCUACUAACUCACUGACUAAAUGUCCUACUAUCUCGCCGACUAACGUUCCUACCAACUCGCCACCUAGCUUUUCUACUAACUCACAAACUGUCCUAACUGGCAACCUAGCCUUCCUACAAACCCAUCUACUAACCUGCAGACCAACUUUCCUACUAACUACAUACUGUCAAAAUACACUGUAAAAACUAGAACACAGACAUUAUGCAUACCAAGGCCAGGAUUCAAUCCAAGUCACGUUAUAGAGCAGCGCAUUAUAACAGACUUUAAAAGGACAUUUACGCUUGAGCCGACAUGUGCAUAGUUCACCCUGAAUGCGAUCUCCGCGAACGUCUGGGAAAAUGAAUUUAAAAGGUGCAUUGUCGGCUGUCUAGUGCACUGCUCUUUAACGCAUCUUGGCUUGCCCAAGUUAUCUUCAUAGUGGAUGUUUCCUCUAAUAACAGCAGCUGAGGUUGUGUUUUGUAUCAUGUAUUUUGACUAGCAGUUGCAGUAUCACGCAUCACACUGCUGAGUGUAAGCACAAUCAUAUGUGAUUUGUUUUAUAGCCUUUACUUAGUGUCCUAAGGUGUGAACCUCUCUUUUUUGAAAUAAAGGGUCUAGCAUGGACAGUGGGACAUGGAUGUUUCAACUGGCCUGCUGUAUCUCCACUUAAACUGUGUCCCUUUUCUGUGCAGGUACAGAGGGGUUGGACAGGGUCGCCCUGGGGGGAGGGGGUUCCCUGAUGAGUUUGGUGGGCAGGAGGAGAACUUUGACGCCUCAAAUGAGAUGGCCGGAGGUUGGGACAACGGAGGGAGGGGGAGACCCCCCCGAGGAGGGGGCCCACCCAGAGGAGGAGGUGAGACCAGCUGAGUUUGUUGUCCGUCCUUCUUUUAUGAUCUGUCUCUGUCCUUAUCUAGUUCUCUCUCUACCUCUUUCUCGUCUGUCUGUAUCUGUCCAUCAAUCUAUGGGUGCUAUCUUUCAUUCAUCCGUCGGUUGUUACCUCAGGAGGUGGUGGAGGUGGACGCCAGGGCUUGCUCCCCACCCCUGAUGAGUUCCCCCCACACUAUGAGGGAGGCAGAAGUCAGGAGGCCUGGGAGGGCGGGCAAGAUCAAGGUAAAGGGGCUGUCUUAUCAAACCAGGGUAGCGUGGCAGGCCAACAGCUCCCAACUCUAGCCAUAAGGAAAUAAUAGCGUAGUAGGCUAACCCUUACAGAAGUCAUGGCUAGCAGCCAGUCUCCCUCGUUAAAGUUAGUGAAAGGACUAAUCAAUGUAUAUGGCAGCCCCAGAGGAUUUUUAGUGUGACACUACUAAGGAAUUUAUUUUUUAGGGGUUCAUUUUGACAGCUCAGCGCCAGGUUAUGAAAUAAAUGGUGCCACAAGUAUUGUGAGGUAAUAGUGUCAGUUUUAUCCACAUCUCCCCAUUUUGACCCUGUUGGGCAAUUACUCUGUGUUCAUGUAAUUGUGUGUGUGUGCUUCUGUACGUGUGUGCUCCUGUUUGUGCCUGUGUGCUCCCAGGUCACGAGGCUUACAGAGAAGGUCAGCGCUCAGAGCACGGCCCGCCGCACGACAGCCCGUCCCCUGCUAGCCGUGAGCGCUCCUCCUCCCUGCAAGGCAUGGACAUGGCCUCGCUGCCCCCACGCAAACGCCCGUGGCACGACGGCCCGGGUACCGGAGACCAAGACUCCCCGGGAGCAGGGGUAGAGGACAGGACAGCAGGUAUACAGGGGAGAGGGGUUAGGGGUGGUAUUUGUGUGUGUGACUAAGAGAACUGGAGGGCUUUGUGUGUGUGUGUGACAAUGGCUGAUGCUAAGGCUGUGAGUCAUGUAUCCAUUACUUGUCAUGUCAUGGUGACUUUGAACUACUAGCCUAUCCCCCACCAUGUCUUCUUUAUUUCCCUUACAGUGCAUUCGGAAAGUAUUCAGACCCCUUGACUUUUUCCACAUUUUGUUACGUUACAGCCUUAUUCUAAAAUUGAUUAAAUCAAAAAAAUCGACACACAGUACCCGAUAAUGACAAAGCGAAAAGAGGUCUUUAGAAAUGUUUGAAAAUUUUUUUUACAUAAGUAUUUAGACCCUUUGCUAUGAGACUUGAAAUUGAGCUCCGGUGCAUCCUGUUUCCAUUGAUCAUUCUUGAGAUGUUUCAACAACUUCAUUGGGAUUCCACUUGUGGUAAUUGAUUGGACAUGAUUUGGAAAAGCACACACCUGUCUAUAUAAGGUCCCACAGUUGACAGUGCAUGUCAUAGCAAAAACCAAGCCAUGAGGUCGAAGGAGUUGUCGAUAGAGCUCUGAGACAGCAUUGUGUCGAGGCACAGAUCUGGGGAAGGGUACCAAAACAUUUCUGCAGCAUUGAAGGUCCCAAAGAACACAGUGGCCUCCAUCAUUCUUAAAUGGAAGAAGUUUGGGACCACCAAGACUCUUCCUAGAGCUGGCCGCCCGGCCAAACUGAGAAAUUGUAACUAUUUUGCACUUUGGCCUAUUUAUUGCCUUACCUCCAUAACUUACUACAUUCGCACACACUGUAUAUAUAUUUUCUGUUUGUAUUUUUGACUUAAUGUUUUGUUUACCCCAUAUGUAACUCUGUGUUGUUUUUAUCGCACUGCUUUGCUUUAUCUUGGCCAGGUCGCAGUUGUAAAUGAGAACUUGUUCUCAACUGGCUUACCUGGUUAAAUAAAGGUGAAAUAAAAUAAAAAAUAAAAUUGGGGGAGAAGGGCCUUGGUCAGGAGGUGACCAAGAACCCGAUGGUGACUCUGACAGAGCUCCAGAGUUCCUCUGUGGAGAUGGGAGAACCUUCCAGAAGGACAACCAUCUCUGCAGCACGCCACCAAUCAGGCCUUUAUGGUAGUGGCCAGACGCAAGCCACUCCUCAGUAAAAGGCACAUGACAGCCCGCUUGGAGUUUGCCAAAAGGCACCUAAAGGACUCUGACCAUGAGAAACCAUAUUCUCUGGUCUGAUGAAACCAAGAUUGAACUCUUUAGCCUGAAUGCCAAUCGUCACGUCUGGAGGAAACCUGGCACCAUCCCUACGGUGAAGGAUGGUGGUGGAAGCAUCAUGCUGUGGGGAUGUUUUUCAGCAGCAGGGACUGGUGACUAGUCAGGAUCGAGGGGAAGAUGAAUGGUGCAAAGUACAGAGAGAUCCUUGAUGAAAACCUGCUCCAGUGCACUUAGAACCUCAGACUGGGGCGAAGGUUCACCUUCCAACAGGACAACAACACUAAGCACACAGCCAAGACAACGCAGGAGUGGCUUCGGGACAAGUCUCUGAAUGUCCUUGAGUGGCCCAGCCAGAGCCCGGACUUGAAUCCGAUCUAAAAUCUCUGCAGAGACCUGAAAAUAGCUGUGCAGCGACACUCCCCAUCCAACCUGUCAGAGCUUGAGAGAAUCUGCAGAGAAGAAUGCGGAGAAACUCCCCAAAUACAGGUGUGCCAAGCUUGUAGCCUCAUACCCAAGAAGACUCAAAGCUGUAAUCGCUGCCAAAGGUGCUUCAACAAAGUACUGAUUAAAGUGUCUGAAUAUUUAUGUAAAUGUUAUAUUUCCGUUUUAUAACAUUUGCAAAAAUUUCUAAAAACAUAUUUUUGCUUUGUCAUUUUGGGGUAUUGUGUGUAGAUUGAGGUGGGGGGGAAAAAAAUAAUGUAAUACAUUUUAGAAUAAGGCUGUAACGUAACAAAAUGGGGAAAAAGGAAAGGGUUCUGAAUACUUUCCGAACGCACUGUAUUGAGAUUUCUAUAAUCUGUCUUUGCAUGUCAUACUUUGUUGGUAUUAGGGUGGAGGUUUUAUGUCCUGAUUUGAAAUGGAACAGAGUCCAACCCCAGUCUCUUGUCCCUCUGCUGCUCUCUCCAGGCCGACCCCCCCAGAGAGAGGAAGGCGGCGGCUAUGGGCCCUCGUCCCGCGGCGGGAGAGGGGGUUGGAGGGGGGCGCCCCGCGGGGCCCCCAGGGGAGGAGGGCGUGGCCGGUAGGACUGAAGGAACAACUCACUACCAAACCUACACUCUCUUUCCCCCAAUCCCCUUCUCCCUGCUAUUCACCCCCGCAAAGAGGACAGGGACCAAAAAGAGACACACAACCACUACCGCCACCUCCUGUCCCCCAGAUCAGUGGAUCAUCUCUGGGCUCAGACUACACCUCUUCAGGCCUGUUUGUAAGGCUGGAGGAUGGAUUGUUUACUGUGUGUAUAGGGGCCUCUGUGGAGUGGAAAAGGGCCUUUAUUGCUGAAUGUGUCAAGCCUCAGAUCUCUCACUACAGGAUGGACGAGUUGCUAUCUUUACAUUUGGAUCCUUUAGAUGACAGAUUCCGCCCUAUGGCUCUUUGCCACACUCAUUCUGAUUGGUCGCUGCAGGUGUUGUCUAGUGGCCUGAUUUGGACACAGGAUGGGUAUGACAAGCUGAAGCAAUCACUG